UCUGUCUGUAACAGUGAUCAUCAAAGCAGGAAUAAACCUCAUCCUGUUGUAAUUGUGGUUUGAUUUUUUAUUUGUUAUUCUUUAAAAUAAUCUGCUGGAAUGGAACUUCUUUGUGUAAAAGUGAAGAAAGGAAGGUUGAAUGGAGCUGCUGAUACAUUUAACACCUAUGUUGUUUUAAAAGUCCAAAAUCUAAAAAGCACCACAAUAAACAGAAAAGGAAGCGAACCUUGCUGGGAACAAGACUUCAUGUUUGAAAUCAGUGAUGUUGAAAAGGGCUUUGUGGUGGAGCUGUGGAAGAAAGGCUUGAUAUGGGACAAACUUUUAGGUACUUUAUGGAUUCCCCUAACAACUGUGGAAUAUGCAACAGAUGAAGGUUCGGGUGCGUGGUGGAUACUACAUUCUGAAGUCAUAAAAAAUGGAAAUGAAAUCUGUGGCACAAAAAUACCAACUCAACAUGAGAUUUUACUGGAUGUCUACUUUGCAAUACUGAAUGAUUCGGAUUGCAGAAGCCGUGACAGGAGGGUUUCUCUCCAAGGUGCAUGUCAUUCACAUCAGGACACAUGCAGCAGCCUGUCACCCAUGAAAAGUGCUCUCAGCGUGCAAGAAACAGAACUAAGCAAUAAAGAUCAAGUUUGCAUAAGUAGUUUGACAAAAGCAAGAUGGACCAGAGCUAUUCAGAAGACACUGCCAGGAGCCAUGGGGAACAGAGCAGGAUUUUACAGCACAUUCAGGCCUCCUUCAGGAUUUGGUUUCUGAUGAACACACAUGCUUUUUCCUGUCAAAUGAUACCAAAAUAUUGAUAGUUUACAUGUUGAGCACAUCCUGCCUGUCUACAGUCCCAGCUGAUAAAAUGUACACUCACUAAUGAUUCUGUUGGAGAUACAAAUAUUUUUCUGGAUCCGAAAUUGCAUUUUUUGUGGGGAAAGGUUAAUAUAA
Molecule: messenger RNA, 936 nt
Organism: Gopherus flavomarginatus (Mexican gopher tortoise)
Lineage: Eukaryota; Metazoa; Chordata; Testudines; Testudinidae
Product: protein unc-13 homolog A-like
Exons: 8
Coding region: 100-756 (218 amino acids)
Biological process (GO): synaptic transmission, glutamatergic; neuromuscular junction development; synaptic vesicle maturation
Cellular component (GO): presynaptic active zone cytoplasmic component; plasma membrane; presynaptic membrane
Molecular function (GO): diacylglycerol binding; syntaxin-1 binding; calmodulin binding
Source: RefSeq, a predicted model, not a curated record